AUGUCGUUCUUCAUCGAGAACCCCAAUGUGGGAAACACCGACCAUCUCGAAGACUCGCGCAUUCGCGGCUACAACCCGCUCACCCCGCCCAACCUCCUCCAGCAUGAGAUCGCAUUGACGGAAAAGUCGCGGCAAACGGUCCUGCAGGGUCGUAGCGAGGCCGUCGCCGUAGUACACGGCACAGAUGCAGAGCGCCAGCGCCUGAUGGUGGUCAUUGGACCCUGCUCGAUCCACGACCCGGAUAUGGCGCUGGAGUACUGCGACCGCCUGAUGAAGAUGAAGGAGAAGUACGCGGAUGACCUGCUGAUUGUCAUGCGCUCGUAUCUGGAGAAGCCGCGCACGACUGUUGGGUGGAAGGGUCUGAUCAAUGACCCGGAUAUCGACAAUAGCUUCAAGAUCAACAAGGGACUGCGCAUCUCGCGCCAGCUGUUCGUCGACCUGACCAACAAGGGCAUGCCAAUUGCCAGCGAGAUGUUGGAUACCAUCUCCCCGCAGUUCAUUUCGGACUGUUUGUCCGUUGGCGCAGUCGGUGCCCGCACCACCGAGUCGCAGGUGCACCGCGAGCUGUCGUCUGGUCUGUCGUUCCCCGUCGGAUUCAAGAAUGGCACCGACGGCUCACUAGGCGUGGCCGUUGAUGCCAUUGGCGCCGUCAGACACCCCCAUCACUUUUUGUCUGUCACCAAGCCCGGCGUGGUGUCCAUUGUCGGCACCGUUGGCAACCCGGACUGCUUCGUCAUCCUGCGCGGCGGCACGAAGGGCCCUAAUUACGACGCAGCCAGCAUCAAGGACGCCAAGGAGAAGCUGAUUUCCAAGGGCCUGACACCACGUCUAAUGGUCGACUGCAGCCACGGUAACUCGGAGAAGAACCACAAGAAUCAGCCCAAGGUGGCCGCCGUGCUGGGCGAGCAGAUCGCGGCUGGUGAGACGGCCAUUAUGGGCGUGAUGAUUGAGAGCAACAUCAAUGAGGGCAAUCAGAAGGUCCCGCCAGAGGGCAAGGCCGGCCUCAAGUACGGCGUGAGUAUCACAGAUGCUUGUAUCGAUUGGGCGGAUACCGAGUCCGUGCUCGAGAACCUGGCGCAGGCUGUGCGUGCCCGGAGACAGAAGCUGGCGGCCAAUGGGACCAACUAG
Penicillium lagena is the source of this 1128-nucleotide messenger RNA. Its product is annotated as 3-deoxy-7-phosphoheptulonate synthase. The transcript has 4 exons. Gene Ontology annotation, molecular function: 3-deoxy-7-phosphoheptulonate synthase activity. The coding region runs from base 1 to 1128 and encodes 375 amino acids. Gene Ontology annotation, biological process: aromatic amino acid biosynthetic process. The record is from RefSeq and is a predicted model, not a curated record. Gene Ontology annotation, cellular component: cytoplasm. NCBI's taxonomy places the organism in Eukaryota, Fungi, Ascomycota, Eurotiomycetes, Eurotiales, Aspergillaceae.